Lingula anatina is the source of this 1130-nucleotide messenger RNA. RefSeq names its product SMAD family member 3. Gene Ontology annotation, cellular component: heteromeric SMAD protein complex. Gene Ontology annotation, biological process: SMAD protein signal transduction; anatomical structure morphogenesis; positive regulation of transcription by RNA polymerase II. NCBI's taxonomy places the organism in Eukaryota, Metazoa, Brachiopoda, Lingulata, Lingulida, Lingulidae. The record is from RefSeq and is a predicted model, not a curated record. Gene Ontology annotation, molecular function: RNA polymerase II cis-regulatory region sequence-specific DNA binding; I-SMAD binding; DNA-binding transcription factor activity, RNA polymerase II-specific.
CCCCACACAUAUUUACUCAGUGAAUCUUGUAGGUCCCUAGACGGACGUUUACAAGUAUCGCAUCGUAAGGGUUUGCCACACGUCAUCUAUGCACGACUCUGGAGGUGGCCAGACCUGCAGAACCACCACGAGCUACGAGCUAUUGACACAUGCGAGUAUGCUUUCCACUUGAAGCGGGACGAAGUUUGCGUGAAUCCUUACCAUUACUCGAGGGUUGAAACACCAGUGCUUCCGCCAGUGCUUGUGCCACGUCAAACAGGAGAAAUCCCAGCAGAUUUUCAACCUCCAAUUGACGACUACUCAAAUACAGUGCCUGAAAACAUUGAUUUUCCUGCAGGCGUCAGCGAAUCUUCUUUUCAAUUACCAGAGACCCCUCCUCCAGGCUACAUGAGUGAAGAAGGGGACAAUAAUGAAAACAGCCAAGGAAUGGAUGGAGUGGAUCAGAUCCCAGCCAGCCCUUCUAUGGAUUUGGAACCAGUGACAUAUACUGAACCCACCCACUGGUGUUCCAUAUCCUAUUAUGAGAUGAACACACGUGUUGGGGAGACAUUUCAUGCCUCUCAGCCCUCACUGACUGUGGAUGGUUUCACUGAUCCUUCCAACUCCGAACGGUUCUGCCUUGGUCUGUUGUCGAAUGUGAACAGAACACAGCAAGUGGAGAUGACAAGACGGCAUAUAGGCAAAGGAGUUCGAUUGUACUACAUAGGAGGGGAGGUGUUUGCAGAAUGUCUCAGUGAGAGUGCAGUAUUUGUGCAAAGUCCUAAUUGUAACCAGAGAUAUGGAUGGCAUCCUGCCACUGUCUGCAAGAUACCACCAGGUUGCAAUUUGAAGAUCUUCAACAACCAAGAGUUUGCUGCCCUGCUGGCUCAGUCAGUUAACCAGGGGUUUGAAUCUGUUUACCAACUCACACGCAUGUGUACCAUAAGGAUGAGCUUUGUGAAAGGCUGGGGAGCCGAGUAUAGGCGUCAGACAGUGACAAGCACUCCGUGCUGGAUAGAGAUUCACCUAAAUGGUCCUCUUCAGUGGCUGGACAAAGUUCUCACUCAGAUGGGCUCUCCUCGCCUACCCUGCUCAAGUAUGUCAUAGAAUGGUGCAAAACAGUAGGCUGGAAAAGACUGGAAACAGCACGG